GAGAAUGACUAUUGUCUUCAUGGUAUCAGAGCUAGGGUUCGGCAUCAAACUGUGUUUCUAGAUUUUCUUCCUCUGCUUCAAUUCUUUUUCUCCAGUGUCAUGGAUACUAAUCCUGUUCUUUCUAGUACUUCUCCCACUCCUAUUUCGUCGAGUCCUCCUAUUUCUAUUUCUCCCAGUACUCCUACUUUCCCACUCAGAUCUCUUCCUUCUGUUACCAGUCCUGCCGUCUCCACCAUGCCUUCCUCUAUAAGUCCUCAUCCAGUUUUUACUAUUUCAAAUAUUAAAAACUUUGUUUCGGAAACCUUGAACCAUGACAAUUUUGUUAUUUGGCGUGAGUUAAUGAUUCCUGUUUUCAAAAGCAAGGGUGUUUAUGGGCAUAUUGAUGGCUCCGAUCCUUGUCCUAUGCCAGGGAGUCGUGAGUUUGCGGAUUGGACCCAGAUUGAUUAUCAAAUCCUAUCAUGGAUUCAAGCAACCAUAUCUUCAGAAGUAUUGCAGAUGAUUAUACAGCCAGGAAGAUCUUUGAAUGCCAAACAAGCCUGGGAUGCUAUCCAUCUUGCCUAUCAAAAUCAAUUGGAAGCACAAAAUCUCUUUCUCCAACAAGAAUUCUCCUCCAUUCGAAAGCAGCCGGGUCAAACAAUGAUGGCUUAUCUGCAACAUGUGAAAGGUAUAGUAGAUAAAUUAUAUGGAAUUGGGUCUCCGAAAACAGAUCGAGAUCUGGUUUUUCAAACUCUCGCCGGUCUUGAUUCCGCCUACAGUGUUGCUAAGCGGACAAUACCUCAACGGGUUCCUUUUCCGUCAUUCUUGGAGAUGCGAGCUUUGUUGUUAAUUGAAGAGGCUAGUGUCCAACGCGAACAAGCUGCUGCUGCUUCUUUGUUGCCGGGCGUCACCAGUUCUCAUCAGGUGCUACACACUGCUAUUCCAAUCUCUAACCAAGCACCACCGUCACGUUAUUCUCCUUCCCCAGUUCAUGUUGCUGAUAUUCAAACCAAUUCCAAUUUUGUUGGUUCUUCACGAGGGUAUGGUAGAAUCAUUCCACGAGGAGGACGGCGUGGUUCUCGUGGUGGUCGUGCUGGACGUGGAUUCUAUAACUCACGAGGAAAUUUUCAGCAUUUCAAUACUGGUUAUGGUCGUGGACCUCUUAAUAAUUAUGGUGGUUAUGCUAGUGCUCGGAUGGCUCAACCGAAUUUGAGUUUGCCUCCAUUACUGCCCACACCGCCGAUUGGUUCACCUCUUGUCUCCUGUGAAUGGUGUGGCCAACCCAGUCAUCAAGCCAGAGAAUGCUCACUGCUCUCUCGGACACUUCCUCAUUCCCAUCCAACCUUCUUUGCUGCACCAUCCUAUCCACCAUCUGUUUCUGACUCAAAUUGGCACAUUGACAGUGGUUCAGUUACACAUGUCACUGGCAGUACUGGUACUCUUUUAUCCUCUUUUCCUUAUUGUGGUAAUGAUUCCAUACAAGUUGGUAAUGGUCAGUUACUUCCUAUUACUUCCUCUGGUAGUACAGUACUCUCUUUUUCUGAUAAUUCCUUUAAACUUAAUAAUGUUCUUGUCUCUCCCUCUAUUACAAAAAAUUUAGCUUCUGUUCGUCAAUUUACCAAAGAUAAUGAUUGUAGUAUUGAGUUUGAUUCUUUUGGUUUUUCUGUUAAGGACAACAAGACGAAGAACGUUCUUUAUCGUUGCAAUAGUCGAGAAGGAUUAUAUUCUUGGUCCAGUCUUCCUUCUAGUCAGCAGUCUGUGUUAUCUACUACUACAGUGUCUCCGGAUGUGUGGCAUCUUCGUCUUGGACAUCCAGGGUCAGAGUCUUUAGCUCAACUUGUCAAGCGUGGCUUAAUUUCCUCCCAUAAGAAGACCUUUUCAUCUACCUCUUGUCAUGCUUGUCAAUUAGGCAAGCAUGUGCGUCUUCCUUUUUUUGAAUCUAUGUCUGUUGCUUUGGCUCCAUUUGAUUUAAUACAUUCAGUUAUAUGGACUUCUCCUGUUGAGUCUUUUACUGGUCUCAAAUAUUAUUUAUUAUUUUUGGAUGAUUAUAGUCACUAUUUGUGGGUUUAUCCCUUGCAUUCUAAGUCUCAAGCUUUCCACUAUUUUCUUCGUUUUUCUGCUUAUGUCUCUACUCAGUUUGGUGCUCGAAUUAAAGCUUUUCAAUGUGACAAUGGUCGUGAAUUUGAUAAUUUAGAUUUUGUUACAUAUUUUCAAACACAUGGUAUACAUCUUCGAUCUUCUUGUCCCUCAACUCCUCAACAAAAUGGGAGAGCUGAGAGAAUGAAUAGAACCAUUAUGAAUAUGGUUCGCUCUUUAUUAUUUCAAGCAAAUUUGCCUAGUCAAUUUUGGGUGGAAGCACUUCAUGUGGCUGUCCAUCUCAUUAAUAUUUUACCAUCUUCUAGGCUACAUUUUUCAACACCUCAUGAGCUGUUAUUUGGUUUGCCUCCAACGUAUGAUCAUUUGAGAGCCUUUGGAUGUGCCUGCUAUCCAAAUCUUGCUGCCACUGCUCCACAUAAGUUGGCACCUCGUUCCACUUUGUGCAUCUUUCUUGGUUAUCCUCCACAUCAUAAAGGAUACAAGUGCCUUGAUUUGAGAACAAAUAAAGUUAUUGUCUCUCGGCAUGUUGUAUUUAAUGAGGCUAUUUUUCCUUACACUGCCUACUGUUCACAACCGGGGACCACCAUGCUUCCUCCACCUAGCUUCCGAUAUCCUUUUCAUUUAUUAGAUGAAAUUCGACCUACCUCUAGGAACUUACCUCACACUCCGCCAUUUACCUCCCGUCCGUCAAGCCCACCAACAUCUAGACCACCUAACCCGCCACCUUCCUCAAGCCCACCUUCCUUAAGCCCACCUCCAUCUAGUUCGCCACCUACCUCAAGCCCACCUGUGGCGGCUUCCUCUCUUAGAGAAUUGCCCCCCACCAUGUCCCCAUCUGUGGCGGCUGCUCCUCCAAAAUCUGAUGUCUCUGUUUCUGAUUCUAUUAUGCAGGAAACUGUUCCACAUGGUGUUUCUUCUCAAAAUCCUCGCAGAACUCAUUCUAUGGUGACCAGGUCUCAGGAUGGCACAAGAAAGAUUCGCACUCUCCCAUCUAUGCUUGUGACUGUAUCUGAUAUUCAAGAACCUCGUACCUUCAAACAAGCCCAACAGUCUCCUCAUUGGCGGCAUGCUAUGGAGGAUGAGUAUUCUGCUCUUAUGCACAAUCAAACUUGGGCAUGCUGAUGGUUCCCUUGAAAGGUAUAAAGCUCGACUCGUUGC
Molecule: messenger RNA, 3231 nt
Organism: Rubroshorea leprosula
Lineage: Eukaryota; Viridiplantae; Streptophyta; Magnoliopsida; Malvales; Dipterocarpaceae
Source: the annotation of a GenBank genome assembly